Molecule: messenger RNA, 915 nt
Organism: Zingiber officinale
Lineage: Eukaryota; Viridiplantae; Streptophyta; Magnoliopsida; Zingiberales; Zingiberaceae
Exons: 3
Coding region: 1-915 (304 amino acids)
Molecular function (GO): zinc ion binding; nucleic acid binding
Source: RefSeq, a predicted model, not a curated record
AUGGCGGCAGAAAAUGUUGAGAUGCAACAGACUCAACAUGUGCCGGCCUCCUCCGCCCCGAUUGGGAACGUGCCAAUCAAUCACGGGGAAAAGCCAGAAAAAUUCACAGGAGUGAAUUUCAAGCGGUGGCAGCAGAAGAUGUUCUUCUACUUAACCACGCUAGGUCUGGCACGUAUCUUGACCGAGGAGAUUCCCAAGGUUGUUAAGGGUGUAGAUGAGGUGAACACCCUCCUUCUUAUCGACAAAUGGAACGAGUCUGAGUUCCUCUGUCGAAACUACAUCCUUAACAAUCUUACCGACUCACUCUAUCUUGUGUAUUGUGAGAUAAAAACGGCAAAGGAACUGUGGGAAUCUCUGGACAAGAAAUAUAAAUCGGAGGAUGCUGGGGCCAAAAAGUUUAUUGUUGGUCGUUUCCUGGACUAUAAGAUGAGUGACUCGAAGUCUGUAAUCAGUCAAGUCCAGGAGCUUCAAGCUACUAUAAAAGCCAAUGUUAUUGAGCACGGACCAAGCUCAAAACGGAAGCAUCCAAAAUCUUCCACGACGCAACCCAAAGGACAAAACAUGAAAAAGAAGUUCUUAGGGAAAUGUUACAAUUGUGAUCGUAUGGGUCACAAGGCUUCAGACUGUAAAAGGCCAAAGAAGAAAAAGCCUGAGACCAACCUGGCAGGAGAACAGGAUAUGGAUCUCUGCGCCGUGAUCUCUGAGGGCCCGAAGGACAUCAACCCAUUGCUCGUAAAAUCAGUCAGGACAUGGUAUGUCUGCGUAAGGCAACUUGUUGGCCAGUAUGCAAGUCAAAGCCAAGGUUGCCAGUUUGCUUGCACACCACGUGGCAAGCUUGUUUGCACGCCACGUGGCAGGCCACGUGUCAAGUUUGCAAGAGCUUGCAAGCCACUUAGCCAACAGCAAGCCACGUAA